CGCAUAUAAAGCUGAUCAAGACUUACAUAACUCUUUUUUAUCAGGAUUUUUAAAGUAAAAGUAGCACUGAACAAAGACUAUGGACCAGGGAGCACAUCAAACUGUUUCCCGUUCAAAUUGAAACCAGUUGACUACUUCCACAGACAAUGAUGAAACUGAGGUUAUGGAUACGGGGGUUGUGUGGGCACUGCGCAGUAACAGUCUUGUUGCUUAGCAUGGAUCUCCGCAAAAACGGGCCUCCUUGUACUAUUUUCAUCAGAUAACCUAAGAAGUAAAUACAAUUAGAGGCAAUGACGACAUUAACUAACUCCUAUCACUGUAAUGAUGAUGAACAUAUAGUGAUAUUGAAAAUACAGCUGUAUUCAUGUCUCAAAAGUCAAAAGUAUGCGAGAUUUGGAGGAAGUAUGCGAGAUCAGAAACAGAAACUUCUGGGAUCUCAACCCUGCAAACGCGGGAAGCUGGAUUUGGAGGAAGCUGUGCAGAUUAAGACCGCUUGUUAGACCAUUCAUCGUAUGCAAGAUUGGGUCGGGUGAGAGAGCAAGUUUUUGGUAUGAUAAUUGGACUGGUCUAGGACCACUCCUUGAUAUUGCUAGUUCCAAUGCACCUCAGGUUGUUGGUCUUCCCCUUCAGGCGGUAGUGAGGGAUGCAGGUCGGGGGCAAGACUGGUGGCUCACUACCAGCCGCAGUCGUAACCCCAUUAUCAUCCUUCUUAAAAAUGCGCUGCCACCAGUUGGAGACAUGCUCCACUGUGAGCAUGAAGAUACGUAUCUUUGGAAGCCAGACCAGAAUCCACCCUCACACAUGUUCUCCAUGGCGAAGACUUGGUCAGCCUUGAAUCCCCAAGGUCCUCAAGUCCCCUGGUACAAGUCAGUGUGGUUUAAACACAGGGUGCCGAAGCAUGCGUUCAUUUGUUGGGUGGUGGCGUGGAAUCGACUACACACUAGGGACAGACUGCGGAGCUGGGGCCUCAACGUACCUGUCCUCUGCACUCUCUGUAACGCUCAUCCAGAAACCAGGAAUCAUCUCUUUUUUCAGUGUGACUUCGCCAAUGAAAUUUGGCGGUUCUUCACCAACAAGAUGGGUCUUCAAGCUCCAUCUCAGUUCAUACAUUGCCUUCAAUGGGUGCAUACUGUAUCCUCGAAUCCAAAUUUGGUUACAAUUCUCAAGUUAGCUUUCCAAGCCUCGAUCUAUAUGAUUUGGAAAGAACGCAAUCAGCGCAUCCAUUCCUCCAGUUCAAAAACCGCCUCUGUUAUCAUCAGGGAGAUCAAGACGAUCAUUCGAUCUCGUCUCCUACCGCUCUCAUCCGCUCCUUACUCACAAUCUCCGGGUCAAACCUUGCUCAUCACCUGGUUCAGUCUGUUUUUGUAAUAUUUAUUUUCGCAGGUCGCUAUCUUUUUUGUUGUUACGACCCUGCUCGGGAUUACAAUCCCUCGGUUAGGUAAG
Molecule: messenger RNA, 1443 nt
Organism: Camelina sativa (false flax)
Lineage: Eukaryota; Viridiplantae; Streptophyta; Magnoliopsida; Brassicales; Brassicaceae
Source: RefSeq, a predicted model, not a curated record